CGCUAUAUAAGCGCCGGGCCGCCGCCGCGCCCUCCUCUCCCCGCGCCGCCCGCUGCUGCCGCCGCCGCCUCCUGGCUCACCGCUGUUCGCUGGGCCCCGCGCCGCCCCCCGCCCGGGAAUAAGUCGGUCAGGAAGGCCUUGCUGCCGCCAUGGCGUUUAAAGAUACUGGCAAAGCACCUGUGGAACAAGAGGUAGCAAUUCAUCGCAUUAGAAUUACUUUGACAAGUCGUAAUGUAAAAUCACUUGAGAAGGUCUGUGCUGACUUGAUCAGAGGUGCUAAGGAAAAAAACCUAAAGGUGAAAGGACCUGUUCGCAUGCCCACCAAGACUCUGCGAAUCACUACCAGGAAGACGCCUUGUGGUGAAGGUUCCAAGACCUGGGACCGUUUCCAAAUGCGUAUCCAUAAGCGGCUCAUUGACUUACACAGCCCUUCUGAGAUCGUGAAGCAGAUCACUUCCAUCAGCAUUGAACCAGGUGUAGAAGUUGAAGUUACUAUUGCCGAUGCCUAAAUGAUGGUCAUCGUUGAAUAAAGUUGAUUUACAAAUUUUCA
Molecule: messenger RNA, 550 nt
Organism: Phalacrocorax carbo (great cormorant)
Lineage: Eukaryota; Metazoa; Chordata; Aves; Suliformes; Phalacrocoracidae
Source: RefSeq, a predicted model, not a curated record